Messenger RNA from Ictalurus furcatus (blue catfish), 3808 nucleotides. RefSeq names its product solute carrier family 45 member 3 (gene slc45a3). The coding region runs from base 740 to 2365 and encodes 541 amino acids. Gene Ontology annotation, cellular component: membrane. Lineage: Eukaryota; Metazoa; Chordata; Actinopteri; Siluriformes; Ictaluridae. Gene Ontology annotation, biological process: transmembrane transport. The record is from RefSeq and is a predicted model, not a curated record. The transcript is spliced from 6 exons. Gene Ontology annotation, molecular function: sucrose:proton symporter activity.
GAUGUAAUCAUGUCGCAAUCAUAUGGUUAUGUUGUUCUCUGGAUGAGUCAGGGCUGUUCUGACAGACGUGCCACAGGAUCAGUGUAGGUGGACAAUUUAUUACAGUUUUGGGAAACGGUGGAGUGGCUGUAGGCUUCUGUGGAAUUCAUCCUGAAUUUGUGUUGUCAGACAAAGCGUGAAGUUUCCUGAGCCUGUUCCAGUUGGUGUGGGAGUUAAGGGGGAGUUUCUGUCACUUGGAUCAGUGAUUGAGAAACGGAGGGAGAGAAGGAUCUGGGAGGAGAAAGAAGGAGGGAAGAUGAGGAGGAGUUUAAAUGGGAGGUGGGUGAAGGAGGGAUAAACGUUAAGGAUGGACUGAGCUUGUGAGCAGGUUGCAGCAGAGGAAGUGGGCAAGUGAGAAGAAUGUUUUUGAGGAUUUAGUUAUUGUCGGUUUUUUUGACGUUAAACUGUGUCUUUCCGUAUCACGUGAUCAUAGUAGAAUCAAGUGCUCAUCUCUUGGGACGUCUCCAAAGCCCCAGGGCGGUUUGACCUGGAGGAUCGGGUUCCUGCACCUGAAUCUGAUAGCAGAAAGAUGAGGACGAGUCAGGCUAGGGGAUUCAGAAUGUUGAUGACCCGAUGGAUGCCCUGGAAGAUCUGAGCCCACAGAGAGCACUUGUCGAAGCUCUCCCUCACCCUACACCUCCUACCUACAAAUCAGAGUAGAUCCCUCCUUCCUCAUCAGCGACCUUUGCCUCUGGGAAGUAUGCCUGGAUGGAGGUCCCAAUGUCAUCUGGUGCUGCUCAAUCUGCUGUCCUGUGGCCUGGAGAUCUGUGUGGCAGGUGGCAUCACCUAUGUGCCACCACUGCUACUGGAGUCUGGCAUAGAGGAGAAGUACAUGACCAUGGUGCUAGGUAUCGGUCCAGUUCUGGGCCUUGUCUUCAUCCCUCUCAUUGGUUCAGCCAGUGACCGCUGUAGCAAUAGUUAUGGACGCCGGCGACCCUUCAUUUGGCUACUGUCUCUGGGUGUGCUCAUGGCCAUGCUAAUCAUCCCUCAUGCUGACGUCCUGGCUGCCCGCCUCAGCUGGGGUGGCAGUGCCCAUCCUAACCAGCCCCUCCAGGUGGGCCUGCUCAUCUUGGGUGUGGUGCUGCUAGACUUCUGCAGCCAGGUGUGCUUCACACCACUGGAGGCACUUCUCUCAGACCUGUACAGUGGGCGUGAUGAGUGCACCCGUGCCUUUGCUACCUUCUCCUUCAUGGCAAGUCUGGGUUCAUGCUUGGGAUACCUCCUGUCCUUGCUCGACUGGAGCUCUGGUCCACUUGCCCAAACCCUGGGUGGCCAAGCCAAGGGACUCUUCACUUUCCUUAUUCUAAUCUUCGUCUUCUGUGUGCUGGUCACCAUGAAGGCAUCAGAGGAGGAAGAGGAGACUGAUACCUUGGCUAGAUGCCUCUCCUUCUGCUAUAUGCCCCGGAGACGGUUUAAGACCUGCCUCCCAAGGGCAAGUUCGCUAAUAUGUGUGCUCAGGAGCUGCUGGUCAGUUACACCGGCGAUCUUCAGAAGCUACUGCCAUGUGCCAUAUGUUAUGAGGCGUCUCUGUGCCGCUCAGCUAAGUAGCUGGAUGGCCAUUGUGAGCUUCAUGCUUUUCUACACGGACUUUGUCGGAGAGGGACUUUACAAAGGAGUGCCCAGUGCUGCACCAGGCACAGUAUCCAGGCAGCAAUACGAUGAAGGUAUCCGUAUGGGCAGUCUGGGGCUGUUCCUGCAGUGUGCUACCUCAACCUUCUUCUCACUAAUCAUGAACCGGCUGGUGUGUACAUUUGGCUCCAGGAAGGUCUUCUUGUUCAGCAUGGUAUCUUUUACCCUCUCGGCGCUAGUCAUCUGCUUGUCCAAGAGUGUGCUCUUGGUCACGGGGAUGUCGGCCCUUACUGGCUUUGCUUUUGCCACCUUACAGACUCUGCCGUACACACUUACCUGCCACUACCACCAAGAGAAGGAGGUGUAUAUGGCAACCAACAAAACCAAAAAGACACACACAAACAGGAUAAACAUCUCCCCUGAAACAAUAUGCCUCACACUGAACGAAGACAUGAGUGAUCUGAACCAUAAUGGCCAUGCCCGCUAUGACCAGGAUGACCUGGAAUAUUACAGUCAGAAUGCUACGCACGUCGAUUACAGAUCAGAUGAUUAUGACAAACGUGGCAUAGGCUUGGACUUUGCUAUUCUUGAUAGCACCUUCUUGCUCUCUCAGGUCUUCCCUUCUCUGUUCAUGGGCAUGAUUGUCCAGUACACACAGUCAGUCACUGCCUACAUUGCUGCUUCUGCCAUUUUUGGUGCAAUCAGUGUAUAUUUUGCCACACGUGUCAUCUUUGAACAGAAGGACCUUGAGCACUAGGAGAAAAUCCUAAAUUUGAAAGUCUAGGUGCCUUUUAAGGCUUCUCUCCAGGAAUAAACAGGUUCUUGGAACACAGUUUUAGGCUUAAUGCUACUAGAACACCAAAACCCAGCCUGAAAAAAAAAACAACCUGUAAUAAAUCUGUAGUCAUUCAGCAUCAUGACCUGCUGUUCUUCUUUCUCCUGUCUGCCCACACAAUAACAUCCUGCCUGUCUCACCAUCCUUCCUGUCAGUCAUUCUCACCACUCGUUGGCCCAGAUGAGGAAACCUAUUUUUGAAGUUUAUUUAAUGUUAAUUUAACUGUUUAAUUUCUUUUCUUUGCACUAAUGGCAUGUCUUAUCACAGUCGUUAUUUUCAGUCACUGACUCUACAUAACUGUUGUACUUUAUCCUCAGCGCAGGCCUGUAUGGCUUUACAUUGCUGUGAAGAUGACGUCACAAUGCUCAGGCUUUUUAGUUCAAUCAUAUCAUAUGCACCCACCAAAAAAAAAACCCACACAACUUGGACCAACAAUUGCAUCAGAUAGAUGCGAUGUGAUGCAAUGCCUUUGUCAUGUAAAUAUUUAGAAAAAUAACUUUUACUUUGUAUAUAUUUUUGUACAUUAAUAAUAUAUACAUACACACAUUUAUAUCCCUAUGGGAAUUUUUUGAUGCAACCUGUUUGCCGAGGUCAUCUGUAUUUAUGUUCUGUUGCUUGCUUCAUGCGAACAUCAUAUAGUUUGUGGAAUACAUUUUGUCUGCGUGGUUAGUAAGCCGCACUAAUAGCCAAAUUGAGCCAGAAGCUAAAAAAAUGACAAUCUAGCUUAUUUUUGUACAGAGUUAUACUACAUAAAUGAUACUGUAGAAACACUUUGUGCCAUAAAUCUUCAUCAUCAUCAUCAUGGAAAUGAUGCUAUAGCAGGGCAUGGAAAUUGGGGUUAUGUUUGGACAUGAAUUUAUAAAAAGACUGUGUGCAAGAUCGCGUGUUUGAGUGUGCAUGGGGUUGUAUGAACGUAUGUGAGUGUAUGCAAGAGAAUAUGUGUGAGCAUGUGAGCAACGUAUGUGAGCGUAUGCAAGAGAGUAUGUGUGAGCAUGUGAGAAUGUGUGUGUGCGUGAGAGUGCAUGAGAGUACACGAGUGAGAGUUUGCUUAAAAGUGCAUGUGCAAGAAUGCGUGUGUGAGAAUGUUUGUGGGAAAGUGUCUGCGAGAGUAUGUGAGAGUGAGACUACUUACAUUUGAGAGUGAGUGCGAGAGUGGGGAAUCAGUAGAACUCUCAGGACAGACCCAUGUGCUUUCAAAGCAUAAAUAUCUUUGUCUACUGGUGUUGUAUCUAGUCAAAAUUUCAGAGUAUAUUUACAUUAAACAGCCAUGAAUUAUUUGAAAAUAAAUGAUUCAUGAGUAAUAGAUAAUUUAUUAUGUCUGCUGUUCACAACUUUGCAUCAAAUUAAUUAAAUAAUUUUUUUUUU